Nymphaea colorata (pocket water lily) is the source of this 1642-nucleotide messenger RNA. RefSeq names its product protein EMSY-LIKE 3-like. NCBI's taxonomy places the organism in Eukaryota, Viridiplantae, Streptophyta, Magnoliopsida, Nymphaeales, Nymphaeaceae. The record is from RefSeq and is a predicted model, not a curated record. The coding region runs from base 196 to 1134 and encodes 312 amino acids. The transcript is spliced from 8 exons. Gene Ontology annotation, biological process: defense response to fungus.
CCGCUCCUUCCAAACCCCUCCCAUUUUGGCGACCCGUUUUCCAUUUUUGCCAUUCCGACGCACACGCGGAGACCGGCGGCUCGCCGGAAACCCCUUGCCUGCCCUCUAAGCUUUCCGGCCAACGGCGGCUCAGCUGUAGCCUUUUACGUCCCUCUGCCGUUCCUCCAUCUAUGGUUGUUUGACUCCGCCUCGCUGAUGGAAUAUGGAAAACCCGAUAGCAGUGGUACAGAUGAUGAUCUCCCUGUGCAAAAAGUCAACAGAUUUAGUAGGGGAAUUAUGCGGAUGACUGAGAAUAUGAGAGCCCCAGCAGCAUCAAUGCCUCAUGGAGGUGCUUCACCUGAUAUGGAAGAACAAAUCCAUAACUUAGAAAUGGAGGCAUAUAAUGCUGUUUUAAAAGCUUUUAUUGCUCAAUCGGAUGAUCUUUCUUGGGGGAAAGAGAAACUCAUAUCUCAGCUGAGACAUGAGCUUAAGGUUUCAGAGGUUGAGCAUAUAGAAAGCUUAGCAACAGUUGACUCUGAUGACUUGGUCCGGCACAUAAGGGAGUGGAGAAAAGGAACUAAAGGCUCACAUGAGCUGUUGCCAAAUGUUACUUAUGCAUCUGGUCUGGUGCCUGGUCCAACACUUGUGAAUGCUCACAAGAAACUGAAGAUGGCCCAUUUCACAGCAUCUCCAAACUGUUUACCUCGCGUUCAAUCCUCAUCCAUGCUUCCAUCAGCUUCUCCAAAUUAUAUGUCUCAUCUACAACCUUCUGCAGGCUUACAACCGGUAAAGGGGCGUUUAAGAGACAAACAGUGGAGUGAAGGUGCGCUUGUCAAUGAAGGAAAUGUUGGACAAUCUGUAAAAUCCAUGGGGCACACCAGAGAGGUGGCUGUUACAGGUAAAGGAAGGGGUUCACUUAAAGUACAUCCUGGCAAGCAUUACGCCCCUUCGAUGGGUGAUGGCUUGAAGAAAGUACCCGACAGGAUUGAGAUUCGUGAAACACAUGUGAUCAUUCAUGAGGUUGAGAGGGUAUGUGGAGUGGAAAACCCUAAUCCUGCUUUGCUGGAGAAGGCCAAGUUGAUUCUCAAAGAGCAUGAGAAAUCCCUCCUUGAAGCUAUUGCAAAGCUUGAGAGCAUGGCGGAUUUAGGAUCAUAAUUGGAGAGCCUGUUGCAUGAAAUGAGGAGGAGAAUGUGUUUAUUUGCAGGAUUAUUAUCUGAAUGCUGGAUUGAAUGUGUUUCUAAUAGUCCAGAUUCAUUUUCUCUGGAUUUUGCAAGCCAGUAUUUGGGUUUCCUUUUCUCCUCCGAGUUUUCUGAAUAUGAUCUGUUUUGAGUUCCUUGGUCAAUGCUCAUAUAUGUGGUUCAUGUCUGGUCAACCACUGCAUAGUUUUCUGAUGAGAAAGAGAAGGUUGGUUGUGCACAUGGGAUUCAACAUGGAUGUGCAUAAAGCGAACGUGUUUGCAUGGCUGUCAGGUCCGAGGUUUUGGUCAGGGUCAGCGUCAUAGAACGCAAGGUGGUCUGCUCCACCUUAUGAGUCUGUUUCUGUAAUAUAGAUUCUUCAACCUUGUAGCUAGCCUGUGAACUCAAGGAAAGAUCUUUAGUAUAACCGUGGGUAUGAAUCUGAAAAUACUUUUCUGUUCCCGUUAUUGGAGAACACUAAUUUGUUA